AUCCCGGUGCUUAACUCGCUUAAAAACGGUGCUAAAAUCACUUUGUUACAAUUAGUAAAGUGGUUUGUGGUGUUUCAAGUUCUUCUUCAUUUUAUUAUUUAAAAUUCAACAUGAAAAUUAUUUUAGCACUUCUCUUCGUUCUUUUGGCAUUAGCUAAUUGUCAAUAUUUCGGGUUUCAAGAUUUUCCAUCGAAUGCGUUUUCUGGUGGUUUAGAUUCCUCUUACAGAAGUGCCAGGGAUCCAAGACAGGAUCGGGGGCCUGUUGUUUUUCCACAAGCACCGUCGGAUAAUGGAGAGACGAGUGGUGUGGUUGUUGGAGCUAGUGGAUAUGGUUUUGUGCCACCCAGUUCGAAUUAUAGAUCAUUUUAUUAAACUGAACUGAAUGAAGAAAUCGAAGAAAUGUAAUAAAAUCUAUUUAUUAAUGUA
This is a messenger RNA of Onthophagus taurus, 425 nucleotides long. RefSeq lists its product as uncharacterized. The record is from RefSeq and is a predicted model, not a curated record. NCBI's taxonomy places the organism in Eukaryota, Metazoa, Arthropoda, Insecta, Coleoptera, Scarabaeidae.